Propithecus coquereli (Coquerel's sifaka) is the source of this 786-nucleotide messenger RNA. RefSeq names its product Bcl2 modifying factor (gene BMF). The transcript is spliced from 4 exons. Lineage: Eukaryota; Metazoa; Chordata; Mammalia; Primates; Indriidae. Bases 128 to 682 code for a protein of 184 amino acids. Gene Ontology annotation, biological process: negative regulation of autophagy; apoptotic process; positive regulation of apoptotic process. Gene Ontology annotation, cellular component: myosin complex. The record is from RefSeq and is a predicted model, not a curated record.
UUUUUCCCUCCUUCCCAAUCGAGUCUGGGCGCCAAGCCCCAGAGUGCUCAUCACGCUGGACCCUGGCGCGGAGCCCUGGCAUCACGACUCGGAGGCCGAGACUCUCUCCUGGAGUCACCCAGGGGAGAUGGAGCCAUCCCACUGUGUGGAGGAGCUGGAGGAUGAUGUGUUCCAGCCAGAGGAUGGGGAGUCGGGGACCCAGCCCGGGAGCGUGCUCUCUGCUGACCUGUUUGCCCAGAGCCAGCUGGACUGCCCCCUCAGCCGGCUUCAGCUCUUCCCUCUCACCCACUGCUGUGGCCCUGGGCUUCGACCCACCAGCCAGGAAGACAAGGCCACCCAGACCCUCAGCCCAGCCUCCCCAAGCCAGGGUGUCAUGCUGCCUUGUGGGGUGACCGAGGAACCCCAGAGACUCUUUUAUGGCAAUGCUGGCUACCGGCUUCCUCUCCCUGCCAGUUUCCCUGCAGGCUUGCCCCUUGGGGAACAGCCCGCUGAAGGGCAGUGGCAACAUCGAGCAGAGGUACAGAUUGCCCGAAAGCUUCAGUGCAUUGCAGACCAGUUCCACCGGCUUCAUGUGCAGCAACACCAGCAGAACCAAAAUCGCAUGUGGUGGCAGAUCCUCCUCUUCCUACACAACCUUGCUUUGAACGGAGAAGAGAACAGGAACGGGGCAGGUCCCAGGUGAGGCUGGGCUGCCCUCUUCUCAUGGGGCACCAGGAACACGGUCUGGAACAGGAAGGACGUCGGGCAGGACUGACACUGUGUCUUGUGGAGUUGUUUUUUGUUGUU